Messenger RNA from Portunus trituberculatus (swimming crab), 2599 nucleotides. RefSeq names its product ras guanine nucleotide exchange factor B-like. Lineage: Eukaryota; Metazoa; Arthropoda; Malacostraca; Decapoda; Portunidae. The transcript is spliced from 2 exons. The coding region runs from base 580 to 1362 and encodes 260 amino acids. The record is from RefSeq and is a predicted model, not a curated record.
UGAGAACAAUAGGAGGGACCCCAUGAGGUCCAUAAGCCUUCUGAGGAUUUAGGCCAGCAAGGCCAUGGAAAACAUCAUUUCAAAGAAUUUUGAUUGAAGACAUGAAAUAGUCAUGAGACUGACCAUUGGAAGUGUGUUUUGUCACAUCAUUCCAUUAUUCUGUAUCUGUAUAUGUAUAUUCUGUAUUUGUUUGCUAGUUGCCGGAACUUAGAGAAAUGAUAAGAAAGAGAGAGAGAGAGAGAGAGAGAGAGAGAGACCUGGAGAGGCACACUCCCCACGCCGUUCCUGUCCAGCUCCUCCUGUACAUAAUGUAUAUAAAGUAUAUAUAUAGUGUAUCAUGCUAGUUGGCGCGGUUACCACCUCAGGUACCUGCCACUCACAUAAACUUUUAGAAUAGUUGCCUAGUGUCCACUAGCAACUUUAAGUUUAUUAUGUAAUUAUUGUAAUGGUAACUAAGUUUAAAUAAAAAAAAAAAAAAAAAGAGAAAGAGAAGAGAGAGAGAGAGAGAGAGAGAGAGAGGACAUCCUGGCUUGGGGAGAAAGGUGGCAAGUCAAGUUUGCCCCAGAGAAAACCCAGGCCAUGGUGAUCACCCGCUCACAGGGAGAAGCAGACCAACUGCGUGGAAAGUUGCGUCUCGGGCCAGACACCAUCCCUCUGCAGGACACCAUUGAAAUCCUUGGGGUGGAGGUGGAUUCCAGGCUGCAGUUCGACCGUCACCUGGAGAAAGUGGCGCGGAACACCUCCUUUAAGGUGAACCUACUGCGCCGGAUGAAACACCUCCUCCAUGCUGACGGCCUCCUCACACUCUACAAGGCCCAGGUAAGGCCUAUAAUGGAAUACGCCCCUCUUACCUGGAUGUCAAGUGCCCGCUGCCACCUCAGCCUACUAGAUAAAGUACAGCGCCGGGCAGAGCGCUUGAUUAGCGGCGCUACACAUCAUCAACAACACCAUCCACAUUGGUGGAGGAGGCAGCAACACAGACAGCCUCAACAAGAGCAACAGCAACAGCAAGAGCAGCGGCAGCAGGAGGAACAGCAGCGGCACGACAUGAGGGACAGCCUCGAGCACCGCAGGAGAGUUGCCGCCUUGACAGUGCUCCACAAGGCACAAGUGCAGCGCGUACCCCACCUGACGAACUUAGGGACAACCUGGAGGAGACACGAGGUUGGCACGAGGACGGUGUCGGCCAAUGACCUCCUCCUGGAAGUCCCGAGGUCCCAUAGCUCUACUCACCAGCGUGCCUUUACAUCAGCAGCGGUGGUGUGGUGGAACGAGCUCACUACAGAUGUGGAUGUGAGGGGCCUGUCCACACAGCAAAUUAAGGUAGCAGCCCAUAGGUGGCUGCGUCUACACCCUCCUUAAUGUCAAUUUCGUACAUAAUGCUUCGCCUAGGAUGUACAUAGUAUUUUCAAUUAUUCAUCUAAUAUUAUCUGUUAAAAUUAAGUUUAGUUAUUACUACAUUACAAUUUGUUUAUAAUGUAAGUGUAAGGGCAGUAGCUUUAAGAUAGCUCACCUACGGCAAGGAUGAGCUUUAGCAUAGGCACAUUUAACUGUCCCAUGUAAUAUAUAUAACCACCUGUUUAAAUAAAAAAAAAAAAGAGAGAGAGAGAGAGAGAGGCCCCCAUGCACCAAAAAAUAAAAUCUUAAGUGGGGGGGAUCACCGCAUGCCAAAAAAAAAAAAGUUAAUAUACCUUGAAGAGUCUCCGGAGAAAACUAUUUACUUUUUGGCAUGAAAAUUUUAUUAAAAAAAAAUAACAAUAAUGAUUUGAGUUGUAGUGUCUUUACACUUUGAACAUUGCAGCUCAUGUACCAGCACCACAGCCAGCCAACAUCGAAUCUUACACACUUGUUCAUGUUAACAGCAGCCACACAAAGAGAAGGAGUUUGUCCUCUUCUUUCUUUUCUUUUCCAUCCUUUGUCGUCAUUCUUUGUGAUAAGAUUUUCAUUGUCCAUAUUCUAUCACCUUUUAUCCUAUACAUAUGUACAUUGUUGCAUUCUUGUGUUAUGUUGUUGGCACUGUCUCACUCCCUGGUGCUGUGCUCAGGUGACACCAGUGGGACGGGUGAGGUGUGUGGCAGGGGUGGAUGACCACACCGCGGGGCCGUGGGGAUGCCGGGCGUGCCGGGCGUGCUGGGCCAUUGGUGAGGCUGUAUCGGGCCGGGACGCUGCUGGCUGGGCAUCACCGUGCCAGUGGGGAGGAGGAGGGAUGGACGUCAGGGAGCAUCAGCACGUCCCUGGAAACCUGUAGGUGAUAAGACUUGCUUCAGUCAGUCGGUCAGAAGGAAUGGUAGAAGUUUUUUGCAACUUACCAAAAAGGCAAAGGACAUUCUGAAGCUAGACGAGGAAGGGAAGUUGUGUGUUUUUAACCGAUUUAUAUCAUGGUAUAUCUGUGUAUGAUAUGUAUUUUUAUUUAUUUAUUAUUCUUUUCCUGUAUAUUUUAAGGAGCACAAGCAUGUAAAUUUAGCAUCAUCAUCAUUAUUAUUAUUCUUGGAUAUUCUUUAUGGUUUAAAUCACCUUAGAAGGACUGAGUAACUGGGAUACAUAAUGUGGGGAUGUAUUUACGUAGUGGUGCCUUUUAUAAUAAUGAAUUCAAUAUGUA